This is a messenger RNA of Notodromas monacha, 5127 nucleotides long. NCBI's taxonomy places the organism in Eukaryota, Metazoa, Arthropoda, Ostracoda, Podocopida, Cyprididae. The record is from the annotation of a GenBank genome assembly.
AUGGCGGACAUUGCGCCGGAAGAGGUCCCCAUCGAUUCCUUAGAACUGACCCAUGAAAGCAAAGUUUCCAGCAAUGCUCCAUUAGAUGUUCCUUCGGCCUCUAACGAAAUACCCGCCAUAGUCGAACAUCCCCCGCUAUCCGAUGCAUCGAAUGUUUUGGAGGCGGCGGAUUCACUCCUGAAUGAAUUAGCUGAGGUUUCCGGCAUUCCUGAGGACACACCGGAAUGCAUACAGGGGAACGUACCAAAGACUGUUCAGGAGGAAGUAUCCGAGUCUGUUUUGGAAAGUGUGUCCGAGUCCGUUGCGGAGACUUUGUCCGAGUCCGUUGCGGAGACUUUGUCCGAGUCUGUUCCGGAGACUUUGCCCGAGGCUGUUCCGGAGAAUUUUCCCGAGUCUUCACCUGAGAAUUUAAACCAGUCUUUAACUGAGAAUACUUCACCCGACUUUGUUCCGGAGAAUGUACCCGAGUUGGCUUCGGAGAACGUGCCCGAAUUAGGUUCGGAGAACAUGCUGCAAGCUGUGCCGGAUACUCUACCGGAACCCAUGGAAGAGGACUUGCCUCAAUCCAUGUCGGAGACUAUGCCAGAAUCUCUCCAGGAAACUCUGCCGGAAUCCAUGUCAGAUUCACUCGAUCAAUCUCACCUGGAAUCUGCUCACGAGACAUUGCCGGAAUCUAUUCAGGAAGCCCUGCCAGUAUCCAUCCAGAAAAAGUUUCCAGAAUCCAUUCAUGAGACUUCUAUGGAAUCUCUUGACGAGCAUGUUUCAGAAGGAUCACCUUGUGAUGAGAAACCGGCGGUCGUAGACAUCAGUUCAACACCUUCUGUGGUGGACGUGCCGUCGUCCACUGAAGAGCAGACGAAUGAGUUACUGCCCCCUGUGAAGACCGUGGAAUCAUCGAGUAUGGAUUCAAUACCUUCCACUGAACUUGUUUCUGAAGUCAAUGCUCCCGUGUCUGAAAAAGAAGGAUUCGACGUCUCUUCUCAAGAGGAUAUUCAAGCUGUGGAUGCUUACGAGAAAGAUGUGAAUUCGGAAGCUGUAAUCGCGUCAGUGAAACUGAGUGAAACGACAGAAUCGUUCAACCCUGCUGAAAGCGGAACGGAACUGCCAAGAAACGACGAGCCCAUGGAGAGCGAUUCGGUGGAUGCCGAUGUCGUUCCUGCGAAAGAAACAGUUCCAGAUGCUGAACCUGCUGAGUGCAAGCUUUCAGAGACCUGUGAGGAACCGAUACAAACUUCUGUAUUAUCCCCGAAAAAUGAACCAAUGGACACUUCUUCCGAAGUGAUCAAAGAGGAUGAUUUAAAAGUGGAAGAUUCAGCUGUUCCUGAUAAACAUGAGGAGAAACCUGCUGAAAAACGAGUUGGGCCGAGAGCUAAAUCGGAUUCCCGUAGAAUGAACGGAGUAUCGAAGGCAAAUAAGCAAGUUGUGGAAAUUCCAGAGACGAGCACUCCGCGAUCGCAACGGAAAGCUGCCAUCAAGGCGGGAUCAACGAUUAAGAAUUUUGUUCGAAAAGAAGCAUCCAAUAUGGACGAAUUGGAUUUCCCCUUUGCAACUGAAUUAGAACAACCUGAUGAUCUUUGUUACGAUGGUCAACGUUGCGUCUUCUGCAGAAGGUCCAUGAGCAAAACUCAUCAGAAUCUCUUCUGGGAAGGAAUGGAAUUCUGCAACUCUUCUUGUCUGGAAAAGUUGCAGAAGAAGAUUGGGUCUUCUUGUGUCAACUGUGGGAAAAGAGUCACCCGACAAUAUCUCGGGAAAUAUUGCGUUCGAUUGGGCGCCAGGGUUCGCCAAUUUUGCACAAACCCAUGUCUGGAAGAGUUUAAACGAGGAAUGAAAACCUGCUCGAAUUGUCAAGUCGACCUUGCUGACGUGAAUGAACCCUUGCAUGGAAGCAUCGAUAACAAGGCCACUAAAUAUUGCAGCGUUUGGUGCAAGGAGAAAAACACCAAUGAACGGGAACCUUCAGAAGCAAGAGUGUGUUCUGUUUGCUUGAAAGUGAAGCCAGUGGAGUGCGAAAUUCUGAUGAGCACGAGGGAUGUUCAAAACGUUUGCUCGGAGAUCUGCCUAUCGGCAUUCAAAUUCGCUGAAAAAUGUUCGCUUGAUAAAUGUAAGACUUGCGACAGAUACGUCAAUGUUGACGGACCGAUGAGGUCCGUCGUCGCGACGUGUUUCGAAUCCGAAAUCUUCUGUUCUCGGCGAUGCAGCAAUGUGCAUUUCAUUUCCUCGAGGGAAAUUGUUCCUUGUGCUCAGUGUAAAGUGAAGAAGUAUAAUUACGACAUGAUUGAGCAGUUGGGUGAGGGAGGACGAAAGUCCAUUCAUUUCUGCAGUCUCCAUUGUUAUGACGCUCACGCGAAAGCUGCAACAAAGUAUACCGGAGGCAGGGGAUUGCGAAUUGCUUCGGUGGAGUCUCUGUCUGAUGCGUCUAGUGGCUCGAAUCUUCCUUAUGUUGCACUUCACGACAUUAAGUCUCGGGAGCAAUCGGCAAACCAGAAAGUGAUGUUGAUGCGACCUCCAGCGCGUGCGGUGCGUAAUAAAGCUGUGGUGUGCAAACCCUCCAUGGUCAACAAAGGCAUCAGCACAAAAUUGGGAACAUCUGUGAAUAAAACGACGCAAACAGAUGAAGACAUGGGAAAGCCGAUCAUCAUUCCGAUUCCUGUGCCUGUUUACGUUCCCUCGCCCAUGGCUAUGUACAACGCUCCGUACCCCUUCCCAAUGGCACUUCCGCUUCCUGUCCCGGUGCCGAUUUUCAUUCCUACGACGCGGAAAACUUCGGAACGAAUCGGGAAAGAUAUCAAGAGAAUCUUGAAAAAAGUUCCGGCUGAUCCGCUAGAAGCCGAACUACUCAUGAUGGCCCAAGCAGUGGGUGAAGGAGUCAAAGAGGAAGAAGACAGCGAGGAAGACGAGGAUGAUGUGGAUGACUACGAUGGUGGGGAAAUGAGCGAAGAAGAAGAGCGCCAGGACGAAGUCCCUGUCCGCAACAGUGGCAGUAUGUCUCGAUUGUCCGGAGAAGACAUUUUGCAAACUGCGCUAAGGACAGCUGUUGACGAUACGAUCGGAACCCCGUAUUUGGCCGAGUCUUCGAUCGACGUGGAACAAGCUCUGGCUGGGGCAACGCCUGCUGUUACGAAAUCCCUCGAUCCACCCAAGCGUCCCUCUUUUGAUGACGUUGAGGCUGAGAAUCAGAUGAGACGGAUGCAACAGCAGCAGCAGCAGCAACAGAGGUCGCCCAAGAAACGGCAGAGAUCGUCUCGUGGCACUCCUCGUGGUGGCGGUAGUGGCGGCGGCAGUGGUGGCAUUGGUCGUGCCGGGAAGCGCAUGCGUACCGACUAUCCCAACGACAGGAUUCACGAUGAGAACAGGCCGCCUGAGCACAUUUCCGAACCGAUGCCGCCUGAGGACCGACCAGAUGCAAAUAUGAUGCUGAAGUACACUUUUGGUGUGAAUGCGUGGAGAUUCUGGGUUCAGCGAAAGAACGAAGAACUGGAAAAGCUGCAGGCAGCGAAUCCGAUGCGCAGAAUCCGCCUUUUCAAAAAGGAUCUGUUGCAAUUAAGCUGCGAAGAACUCUGCUAUGCCCUGUGUUUCUUUGUGAAGGAAGUGAAGAAGCCGGAUGAUUCCAUGUACUCCCCGGAUCUCGUGUAUUACUUGUGCCUAGGUAUCCAGGAAUACCUGUUGGAAAACGGCCGCGUGGAAAACAUUUUCAAUGAUCAGUUAUUCGAGAAGUUCACGGACUGUUUGGACGAAAUUACGUGUAGAUUUUCGGGCCAACAAAUGCUGACAGAUCUGGGCUACAUAAUGACGCACAUUGAAGAGGAGCAUUUGUGGGAAGCGAAACAGUUGGGAGCGCAUUCGCCUCACGUUUUACUGAACACACUCAUGUACUUCACAACGAAGAAUUUCUUGCUGACGGCACCGAAAGAUCACGUUCGCCUCUCAUUCCCUCACGUCAUGAAGCACUGGAAGAAGGGACCCGGGGUUCCCCCUGGGCGUGGUGGUCACAACCCCGCCAUGGGCAGUCAGAGAAACGUUCUGUUGAAGUAUUAUCCUCCUGCUAGUAUCCGAGCUGAAAUGGGAGAACGAGCGAAGAGGAGCUACGAGAUGCACGAAAACGGAGAAAAUCCUCUGCGAUGCCCGAUUCGUUUGUACGAAUUUUAUUUGUCCAAAUGCCCGGAGAGCAUCAAGGGUAAAAACGAGGUGUUCUAUCUGUUCCCCGAACGAAGUUGCGUCCCGCAUUCGCCGGUGUGGUAUUCCACGCAGCCGCUGAGCGAGCAAGUUAUUUCCAAGAUGCUGCACAGGAUCACACUUGUUCGUGAAAUCCAAGACGCGAUCAUCAACGAUCAAUAAUGAGGGCAUCACAAUCCCUGAAGAGGAAAAAAAAGGAAGGAAGGAAUGGCAGUAAGGGCAAAGAUCGCUGGCAUGUUUUUAUGUUUAUAAAAAUUGCAGUGGGAGAACGGAUGGGGCAGGAAUGAUUUUUUUUUCAUUUCCUACGAGUUUCGGUUUGUUUUUGUUUUUUUGCAAACUCUGGGUAAGGAAAGUUUCGACUUGCGCUUUUUCAACAUUCUGUGUAACUGAGGACUUGGUGGAUCCAUUAUUGUUCUGCGUGUUCGUGCCUGUUUUAUUUUUUUAACGCUUUGUGUUGAGGAUUCCAGUUCUCCUUUUUUUUCAGUUUUUCAGAGGUACAAAAUAGUUUUGCUUUCGGUCGUUGUCACACGUGUAGAUAUUGUCCAUGAGAUGAGGAAAUUUUUUUUUUUGAGUACUCGUGUGUUGCUGAAGAUUGUCUUUGAUAUCCCGGUCUAGGAUACAUGAUUUAAUUAAUCACUGAAUUGCUUUCACACGUACUAUUUCUCGUCUUUGAAUGAUGUAACGAAGCAGCUGCGGGGGAAACUGUCAAAUUUGAGCUUGCUAUGGUCAGAACAGUUUCAUAUUCGGGAUUAGUCCCACACAGGAGAAGAGAUAGGUUUCUGAAAGACCUUUUUGCCUGCUCUUUUUGAGGAAUUUAUUUUUCAUGUGGGAAUGCUGGCGCUAAUGGUUGGAAAGUCGGUACAUAGUCGAGAUGAACUGCUGAUGCUGGUGCCACAUUGGUAGUGCAUACUCCUGUGUUCUGUGACCACUCUUUUUUUUUUUUUUUUUUCAUUU